GGUUGGACCUCAGAGAGAAUUCAAGGGAGGUUAGAUCGGAAUCCAUGGCGGAAGUGGCAGCAGCAGCGGCCGGCUCCACUGCCGGCGCCGCCAUGAGAGUGCAAAGCAUUUCCCAAUCGGGUCAAUCCCGGGUACCUCCCCAGUACGUGCAGCCCGUCCAGACCCGGCCCGGCAAUCGCGCCCCCGGCUUCGACAACAUCCCCUCGGUCGACCUCUCGGAGUUCAACCCGGCCAGCAGGGACAGGGUUCGAGAGGAGAUCGGGCCCGCCUGCAGGGACUGGGGGGCGUUCCACGUCAUCGGCCAUGGCGUGCCGCCGGCGCUACUGGAGCGGGUGAGGGCCGUGGGGAGGGCCUUCUUCGAGGAGUUCCCGAUGGAGGAGAAGGUCAAGUACGCGUGCGACGCAAGCUCGGCGGCCACGGAGGGGUACGGGAGCAGGAUGCUGGAAAACGACGACGUGGUGCUCGACUGGAGAGACUACUUCGACCACCACAGUUUGCCCCUCAGCCGCCGGAACCCAUCUCGGUGGCCUCACCACCCUCCGGACUACCGGCAAGUCGUGGCAGAGUAUAGCGACCAGAUGGCUUUGCUGGCUUCGAAGCUGUUGGGUCUCAUCUCGGAGAGUUUAGGACUUCCCACUUCGUGCAUUGAGGAUUCUGUCGGAGAAUUCUACCAGAACAUUACCAUUAGCUUUUACCCGCCGUGCCCUCAACCCGACCUUACGCUGGGUCUUCAAGCACAUUCAGACAUGGGAGCAGUCACACUUCUGAUACAAGACGAUGUUGGUGGGCUCCAGGUCUUGAAGGACGGCGAAUGGGUUAUGGUGCAGCCUGUAACCGAUGCAAUUGUUGUCAUUCUAGCUGACCAGACCGAGAUCAUAACCAAUGGAGCAUACAGGAGUGCAGAACAUCGGGCCAUAACAAACGGUAGCAGAGCGAGGCUCUCAGUGGCUACAUUCCACGACCCUGCAAAGUCCAAGAGAAUAUCCCCAGCUUCUGGGCUUGCGAGCGGAUCUUCCCCUCCCCGCUAUCGUGAUGUUGUUUACGGGGACUAUGUUUCUUCAUGGUACACAAAGGGCCCCAAGGGAAAACGGAAUUUAGAUGGGCUUCUCCUCUAAUUCCUACACCCUUCCUGGUCUGGUCUGGUCUGGUCUGGUCUUAACACAGGCAGCACACGAAUGAAAGGAACUUAUCUGUUGUCUCUGUCUCGGGGUGUUUGAUAUCACAAGAUCAUUUAAAUAAAACCGAAAGCACAAACAUUUCCAUUGGUAGAUGGUGUUUUUCUGUUUUUCCAUGUAAAUUUCAAACUUCUGUAUUUAAGUCUGCCAAUCAAGUCGAUAAUAUUCUCUCA
This is a messenger RNA of Punica granatum (pomegranate), 1348 nucleotides long. The record is from RefSeq and is a predicted model, not a curated record. Lineage: Eukaryota; Viridiplantae; Streptophyta; Magnoliopsida; Myrtales; Lythraceae.